GCUGGAUCGGCGGACUUCUUUGCCUCGACCCAUUUCUUGUUGGCCUCGAAGAUCUUGUCGUGCGACUGCUCGAGGUACUGCGAGAUUUGCUUAUCAGACAUCUUGGAGCACAAGCGAAUUGAAUGGAUCGGGCUAAACUUUGCUAUAGCGGUACGAUUGAUUCUUGGUCUGAGGGCUGCUCUUAAAACAGAAGAUUGAGAAAGGGCCUGUGACCUCAUCAACAAAAGCGAAUUCGCACAACGGGUCUGUGAGAGAUUCGAAUGACAAGGUCUUCGCCUAGAUACGGGAGCAAUGAGAUUAACAGGCAGGGAGAAAUCGGAGAUGCAUGGUUGAGGAGAUCUACCGCUCAUGCAGAAGCUAAAAAAGUGCGCAUGUUGAGAGCUGACUUGGGCUUAGUGCGACCCUUACUUUGAGGGGUGUGCUCAGCACUACGCAGACCAGGCUGAGAAAUUUCUAUUAUCUCCUGCCGUUCUAGAUCCUCGACGUUACCCUCUCGCAGGAAAUUUCUUUUUACGAGACCAAGUUGGUUGAAAUGCAGAAAUUUGAAGAGUCCACUCUGCGGGUCUUGAUCAUAGACCAUUAUGACUCAUACACGAAGAACAUCCUGCAACUUUUCCAGGCGAGGAACGAUCCUUAUUCGCCAAGAUGGGAACCAGUCAUCAUCCGCUACGACGAGUACAGUUGGUACUACUAUCUGCUGUCCUUCACAAUACUUUUAAUUUUGUGAGACUCAUGAGUUAACGUAGGCGCGAAUUCACCACUUCGGUCUUGCCAGAAUUCGAUGCUAUAAUUCUGUCACCGGGACCAGGUAGACCAGAUCGUGAAGCUGACUUCGGCUUUAACAGCCGCUUGAUCAGAGAGGCCGAUGUGCCUAUUCUGGGCAUAUGCCUGGGCCAUCAAGGAAUAGGUGCCUCUCUCGGUGCAAAAAUCGUGCAUGCUCCGAGUAUUAAGCAUGGCCAGGUGUCCCAGAUUCAACAUGAUGGCUCCAGUCUCUUCAAAGGCCUACCACAGACCAUCUCAGGAGUCCAGUAUAACAGCCUUGUUUUGGAUCCGAAUAGUUAGUAUGGCUCAGGUUGAGACAUCAAAUUACUGACGGAUCGAAGCCAUACCAAGCGACCUUGUUGUGUCUGCAUGGACAUCAUGUGAAACAGAUGCUUCAGAAAAAGUGUUGAUGGGCCUUCGGCACUGUGAAAAGCCGAUAUACGGUGUCCAGUGGCAUCCUGAAAGCAUAUGUUCAACGUAUGGCCACGAGAUUAUGGAAAACUUCAGGAGCAUCGUGAUGAAUUUCUGGAAUUUGGAUCCUGACAGGCUAAGAAGGCGGGCUUCAAGGCUAUCUCAAACUCAUGUGCUCCGUGAAAUCGGUUCCGAAACUAUCAUCACGUCGAAAACCAGCCACAGUUCAGAAAAAGAAGCAGAAUACCGAAGCCAAGUUCUUACAACGAAGAACGCCUAUAGCGUUAUGUCUGUCGACCUAGACGGGGAUCUUCUCCCCGAGAUAGUCUUCGACUCCCUGAUCAAGAACUCAUCACAAAAUGGAGAAGCUUGGCUAGACAGCGCCAAAAAUCGGGAUCAGCAUUCUCGCUAUUCUUAUCUGGCAAGUGGCAUUUUCUCGCUGUCAUACUCAACGCGGUCAAAAACCGUGACGCUGUUCCGGGAUGGUGCACCAAAAUCCCCAAUUUCAUUAAAUGUUUCAUUCUGGCAAUGGUUUAACACGUUCCAAGAGGAAAUCCGGUGCAACACCCAAUACAAACCCCACGAGGAGCAAGACCAUCAUAACAAGGCCACUCUCCAGGUCGGCUUCAUCGGCUAUUUUGGCUAUGAGAUGAAGCGUGAGUCAUUGGCCGGUUAUUGUUGGAGUCCCAGCGACUCAAGCGCCAAACAAGCCCAUCCAGAUGCUCAAUUUUUGUUCGCUCAAAAUGUGCUACGCUUCGACCAUCAAGAGAAAAAAUGGAGGCUUUAUGGUCUCGUUCGUCUGGGUGACUCAGAUCCAAUUGCUUCCUACACUAAAUUCGAAUCUCCAAUCGUGCAAAAUAAACAACAGUUGGAUGCCUAUAUCCGAAGCGCGAAAGCUUUGUUCAAUUCGCCGAUAUUUCCGAGGAAGGUUUCAGAAACACUGCCAAAAUUCCUUUCCGCCGAUAGCAUGAACCAUUACAUCAGCUCUAUAUCGCGAGUAAGGUCGGCAAUCAAAGAAGGCGAAUCUUACGAGAUGACACUCACAACCGAAUUUCGGGCACAACUAAAUGGCCAUGACCCGUUUAACCUCUACCGCGGUCUCAGGGAAAGAAAUCCUGCGCCAUAUUCGGCAUUCAUGAAUUUCCCCGCCACAGAAGUCACCAUCUUGUCCUCGUCACCUGAGAGAUUCAUCUCGAUCAGUGGUCAGGGUGCCGUUGAGAUGAAGCCAAUCAAAGGUACAGUUGCGGUCAGUAAGAAUCCUGAGCAAGACGCGCUUCAAAAGCAUCAUCUCGCGACAGAUGUCAAAGAGCUUGCAGAGAACCUCAUGAUCGUCGAUUUGAUCAGGAAUGACUUGCACGGAAUCUCACAUGCAUCUUCUAUCAAGGUUCCUAAACUCAUGCAGGUCGAGAGCUAUGAGACCGUACACCAACUUGUCACGACCAUCCAAUCUCAAGUUAGACCAGGAGUCGGCGCUGUGCAAGCGAUCCAAAGUGUGUUUCCUCCAGGGUCUAUGACCGGUGCACCCAAACUUCGCUCUGUUCAGAUACUGGACACCCUGGAGCAAAAGGAGCGUGGUAUCUACUCCGGCUGCCUAGGAUAUUUCUGCGUAAGUGGAGCAACAGACCAAUCCGUUAUCAUCCGUACCGUAGUCCGAACCGGCAAUGAUCUUAACAUUGGAGCUGGUGGUGCGAUCACAUGGCUUAGCAACGCGCAAAAAGAAUGGGAGGAAGUUUUGAUCAAAGCUCGGGCGGUGGCUGACAUUGAGAUUGUCCAACGAAGGGCUGACAGCCUCGACCCUUUUAUCAGGGAGUGAUCGUGUGAGGCUUCUGUGUUUAGUGUGAUUCAAGACAUCCAGUCGAUGAAAAUCAUGCACGCUCUAGUGAAUUGGAAAGCUUUAGAGCCAUCCAAAACAUGAAUUCUUAUGGGGCGGCUAUUCUACACUCACACAUUUCCAAGAUGGCUGAGAGGUCUCAGAAACAGAACCACAGUGGGAAUAUAUACAUUGACGUCGAAUGGCAUUGAUGAUGCCGCACGUUGGCAUUGGAAAUGAAGCAUCACUCCCCAAAUACGGAGGUUUUUGGCCGAUCUCGAAAUCCCUGAUCACGCCAUUUGUUCACGCAUAAAAAGAGAGCGCAAUGCAAAGUUGGAGGAUGAAAACUCGACAAGCUUUGUUUGCGAAAAAGAUAAAUAUCAAAAUGUACAACAUCAUCAAAAAUAUCCACAUGUAUUCUUGUAUCACGCUCAAGACAUCUUAAAUUCCAACGGUUUCUCUGCGUCGUUAGUCUGAG
Verruconis gallopava is the source of this 3461-nucleotide messenger RNA. RefSeq names its product aminodeoxychorismate synthase, variant 1. NCBI's taxonomy places the organism in Eukaryota, Fungi, Ascomycota, Dothideomycetes, Venturiales, Sympoventuriaceae. Bases 1172 to 2986 code for a protein of 604 amino acids. The transcript has 3 exons. The record is from RefSeq and is a predicted model, not a curated record. Gene Ontology annotation, biological process: L-tryptophan biosynthetic process.